AUGUGUGACCCAUGUUGCAAUUCCUGCUGCGGCCCUUGCGGCCCUUGCGGUCCUUGCGGUCCUUGCGAUCCUUGCGAUCCCUGUGGCCCGUGUGGUCCGUGUGGCCCGUGUGGCCCGUGUGGCCCGUGUGGCCCGUGUGGCCCGUGUGGCCCGUGUGGACCGUGCAAUCCCUGUAAACCUAUCAUCCGCACAGCCCACGACCUAAACUGCAUGCCCCAGUGUCCGACCAUCUGUCCCCCGCAACACUGUGGUCCACGUUUCAUCACGGUGCAGCAGCCUCCUCGGCUCGUUGCUCAGAAAAAGGUUAUCAACUGCACCCGUACCGUUAUCGACAAGCACGUGGUGCCGCAGACUAAAGCGAUCGUCGAGCCGAAGUUGAUCUACCAGCCAAAAAUCAUCUGCGAGCCAUGUAUCAUCUACAAAAAGCGCACCGUACCACAGCCGCGGAUCAUCUACUACAAGCGGAUCGUUCCGGACCCGAAGGUUGUGUGUACUCCGCGCGUCGUGGUGGAACCGAAGGAGAUCUGCACCACGCUCGUGUGUCAUCCCAAGCCACAGGUUAUUCAGGUGCCACCGGCCAAGGAUUACUGCUGUGUGCCCGCUGGAGCUACCUACUUCAACCAUGGCUGCUGUCCACCAAGUGUUGCCGCAAUUUGCGGUCCGAAACGUUGCUAA
Molecule: messenger RNA, 675 nt
Organism: Anopheles cruzii
Lineage: Eukaryota; Metazoa; Arthropoda; Insecta; Diptera; Culicidae
Product: DBF4-type zinc finger-containing protein 2 homolog
Exons: 2
Coding region: 1-675 (224 amino acids)
Source: RefSeq, a predicted model, not a curated record